GCAUUUAAAAAAGAAGAAGGAAGCCAUUGUUUUUUUCCAAGUCGUUGCUUAGAAACGAGUACGUACUUGUUUCACUUUUGUAUUUCUCUCUUAACUUGGUUGCUGAGAGGAUGGUCAUGUACGUCGUGUUUACUUUGACUCUUUCAUGGUAUGCGACAUUUGGAUUUUAUGUUUGGUGUUACUUUGAUCUUCGUAGAAACAAUGAUAUUAAAAUUAUGCAGACCUAAUGAACUACACGUAGUCAGAUUCCGAAAACUACAUUAUGCAUAUAUAAUCUUUCUUUCACCAUUUUUAAAUAUAAGUACUUGCUUUAUAUUCAAACCAUUUUAUUGUUUUUUAUUUCUCCAUAUAUAAAUUAUAUUUUCGAUGACGAAACGUCGCGGAACAUGUGAAUGCAUGUGCUAGUAUGUUGUUCUACUUAGAAUGUUGCAGGGGACAAGUUUAUUCAGCAUUGGGGUUUAAUUUGCUGCAAUUUUUUCUGCUCCUAAUCCUUUUUAUCAUCUUUUAAAAUGAAAUUUCUUGCAUUAUACGUUUCUUAUUUUCUCCUUAUUUCAUGCAUUCUUCAAAUUUACUAUCCCGCUAAAGCGCAAACGAUUUACUCUUUUUCGAACUGUAACACCGCUGCCAAUUACUCUUCCGGGAGUGUCUACGAGCAAAACCUAAAUCUUACCCUCACUUCCCUUGUUGCCAAUGCAUCUCAAACUGGAUAUUACAUCACAAGCAUUGGUCAGAACAACGAUGUGGUUUAUGGCCUUGUUCAAUGCCGCGGCGCUCUCUCUAAAAUCGAUUGCCAAGCUUGUGCAAAUAUAGCAGCAACUGAGAUCAGGCAAUUCUGUUUUAGCAAGAAGGAGGCUUCGGUUGGCUAUUUAAAUUGCUCGUUGCAGUAUUCGGACCGACGUUUCUUCUCUACCUUCGACAGUUCCCCGAGGUUGACCUUAUACUACAAUCAGACAGCAAAUGACCCAGUCUUUUUCAGAAGUCAGGUAGACAACUUGGUUAACAACCUAUCAUCAAACGCUGCAUCCAAUCCUUCAAAAUUUGCUAUCGGGGUCACCAAUUACACGGAUUCCAAAGAUUUAUAUGGCAUGACUCAGUGCACCCAAGACCUAGCAGAAAACAGCUGCUUAACGUGCCUGCAGCAGAUUGCCAGUUAUGUACCGCCGGAUGGAUUUGUUGGGUAUACACUAAUUUCUGAGAGCUGUUUUCUCCGGUAUGAGAUAUAUUCAUUUUUCCUGUCACCAAUUCAACAUCCACCACCUCUAGCGGCACCCUUUCCAUUUCCUAAUUCAACUCCAUUUCCUAAUUCAACUACUACUGGUGGCACUAAUAAGACUACUGGAAAGGAGAAGAUUUCAAAAACCAUAGUCAUCAUAGUUAUCCCACUUCUUUUGGGAUUGCUUGUGGUAGCCACAAGCUGCGCUUGUUUCUUGUUGUGGAAAAAGACCAGGAGAAGUGGAGUUGAUUAUCUUUCGGAUGUUCGUGAAGAUGGUAACAAUAGUAGGGAUGCACUUUUGAUUGGAUUAAAUACACUUAAAGUUGCAACCAGCAAUUUCUCAAUAGCAUAUAAACUCGGAGAAGGCGGAUUUGGUCCAGUUUACAAGGGAAAACUGCCCGAUGGACAGGACAUAGCAGUGAAAAGGCUGUCACGUAGUUCAGGCCAAGGUCUAGCAGAACUAAAAACGGAAGUAAUUCUAGUUGCUAAGUUACUGCAUCGGAAUCUUGUAAGACUGUUAGGGUUCUGCUUAGAAGAUGAAGAGAAGCUACUCGUCUACGAAUACCUACCCAACGGGAGCUUGGACAAGAUUUUAUUUGGUCAGGGGAGAACAUUUAGUUUGGAAUGGGAAAGAAGGUUCAAAAUCAUUGUAGGAAUUGCUCGAGGGCUACUUUACCUGCAUGAAGAUUCUCAGCUUCGGAUUAUACAUCGAGAUUUGAAAGCCAGCAACAUCCUGUUAGACGAAGACAUGAACCCCAAAAUAUCUGAUUUUGGUUUAGCCAAACUGUUCGGCGAGAGCCAAACUCAUGGCAAUACGAACCGGAUUUCUGGUACUUUUGGAUACAUGGCACCAGAAUAUGCUAAAACUGGAAAAUUUUCAACCAAAUCUGAUGCCUUUAGCUUUGGGGUUUUAGUUCUUGAAAUUAUAACAGGUCGGAAGAACUCUAGCUUCCGCACCUUCUCAAAUCUACAAAGUUAUGCAUGGCAACAUUGGGCAAAUGGAACAUCAUUGGAGCUAUUGGAUCCGAGUUUGGGAGACCAGUGGCCUAGAUAUGAAGUUUUGAAGUGCAUCCACAUUGGGUUGUUAUGUGUUCAAGAAGCUGCGGCUGAAAGACCUACUAUGUCAGAGGUUGUUAUGAUGCUCAAUAGCUACACUAUUACCUCCGUCGUGCCUUCGCAGCCAGCAUUUUAUGUCCGACAGGAAAGCUCCGCCAACUCACAGAACUUAGCUGCAUCUGAGCUCGAUAUGUUAUCAGAAGCAGCUCAAUCAGUAAAUGAUGUUACAGUCUCUGAACUCUAUCCUCGCUAGGUUAGCUAGCAAUUGCGCAAUGUCCUAAUAACUGGAUAGAUAUUAGAUAUCUCUUCUAGCUAGCUACCUAGCCACAAAGUAGAUUAAACACUCAAAUUAUUAGUCUAUGGGAAUAUUUUUGCUCAACACACUCAAGUAAUGGUGAUGUUCACCACCCUAUAUAUCACUGUUUGAUGAGUUUAAACUUUAAAAUUUAUGUCUAUUCACCACUUGAUGAUGGUAAGCAAAAAUGGACUCUUAGUUUGCUGUUUCUCAUUUUUUGUUAUACAAAAAUGUAGGUCCUCAAAGAAACUUAGAAAAUUAUGUAUACAUACUUUGAUUUGAUUUUUAUUGAUCAGUAGAGUAGAUGAUGUCAACUUGCUCAAAUUGUCAAACCACUAAUACCAACUUAUCUUCGAUGAACUCCUUAGAAGCUCUAGCAAGAUUUUACUUUCGCUAAUGUAGGACGACUCUUUUUACUUUCACAUUCUCGAAAAAAAAACAACCACUAAAGAACAAUUUUCUUUGCUUGACAUCGACUUUGCAGGCCAGGGGAAAGGCAAUUGUUUACACCAAAUUAUUAACAUUCAUCACAGAAUGUUUUCUUUUGUGGUGAUCUACUGAGAUUUUUACAGUUCUCUCCUGUCCCCAUUGUUGAAAUCUUGUUUACCAAACCAAAAUUUGGUGUACCUUUAUCUUUUUUGGUAAACCAAACCAUAAUUUGGUGAAGCUAUAAUUUAAUGUUCUUCCAUAUCAUGCAGAUUCCAUCAGCUGCUGAAAGUUUGUAGUGGAAUAUGUGAGCAUUUUUUGUUUUCAGUAGUAACUUAUAGAUUCUAUUUUCAAAGCAAUUUUUCAAUAUAUUUGAAACACGAUCACAUGACGUUAUAUUCUACAUAAAUUAUAAGAAACGAAUUUAUUUUGUUAAUAUACCUUAAAAUAAGACUUAUUCUUAUUUCAACAUGUAAAAAUUUGGUGCCAUCUUUUCGUAAUAUUGCAUGGGGUCUCAUUGAAGCUGCAUCUUCGUAAUUCUUAUGAAUCUAAGUUUUUUUUUUCAUGAAACAGAAUAUAUGAGUGCUUGUUGGUUUGGUUAGUUGUGCAAAUAUGUGGAAAUAAAACGUGUUAGUGUUUGAUUGGACCACUUCAUGGUAUUUUUCUAAUAUACUUGAAACAUGAUCACUUGAUGUUAUAUUCUACAUAAAUUAUAACAAGCGAAUGCAUUUGGUACAAUAUUAACUCUGUCGUUCAUUUUUAUUAUAACACGUGAAAAUUUGGUACAAUCUUUUUGUAAUAUUGCAUGGGGUCAUUAUUUCAUUGGACCACUUCACGGUAGCUUCAUACUUUUUCUUAUUUAACAUUCUGCUGGGUUGGAAUAUUAGAUUAGGUGAACGAUAUAUAUACCAUACGAAUGUGAGGUAGUAUGUCUUCGGAGAUGAUGACACGGUUUUUUCCCCUGGGAAUUUUGGUGAAGAUACUUUCAAAGUAUGAUCAUGGUCUGUGAUACUACUUUGGGUCAAACUCCAAAGUUUACGAGCAAAAUAGGGUAUUCAGAUUUGGAAUGGCUUAUGGUGGUGCAGGUUUCGCUAUAAGUCCCCGUUGGCAAAAGUACCGGCGAAGGUGUUUGAUUCGUGUUUAGAACGAUAUCCGCAUCUCUAUGGAAGCGACUCUAGGAUUUCCUCUUGCUUGGCAGAGCUCGGCGUUGGAUUAACAUGCAAACCCAAUUUCCAUCAGAGCAGAUUGGCCCACGUGUGAAGCCGUUGCCACAUGUGCUCCAAGUCACCCAAUUUGUUGUGUGUCCACGUAUUUGGCUUGAAAAUUCGCUACAUAUGAGGGGGCGUGUGAGAAUUUGAAGAUAAAAGAGUCACAUGAAAGAAGAAACCUUGCAAACUCUUAUAAGAGAAUGACAUUCACGGCGAUAUGUUUGGUCUGGUGGCUUCGCAUCUAGUGACACCUUUGGUAUCCCUGCAUCACAAAACAGGAGUUUAUACUUUUAACAAAAGAGAACAUCACAAGGAUCCGUGUCGAAUGCCGGUUGUUUUCUUUCUGGAUAAUGUGUCUUCUGGUGCGGAUAGAAUCAAGUGCGUCUACGAGAAAUAUUACGAAAAUUGCUUCUACGACAUUGUGGAGCCUAAAAUAAUUCAAAAAAUUCCAAAUGUGACAUGUGGACUUUUAUUCAAGAAAGACAAGAUUGUCCUCAAUAAAUGGGCAGACUUCUCAGAUGCUCCUACUCACACCCCUGGAGGUUUUAGCAGCUAAAUACGAUUGUCCACAUCUCACAUGUCUUUGGCAAUAAAUUAAAGAUAAUGAUUAAUUACCCAAAUCUUAUCUUUAAUACAUUCCCAAUUAAAGAUUAACUCCAAUCAAGUGCAUUUUUGUCAAGACUGAAGACAACGGAAAUUUGCAUUGACAAAUUAGUGCUUUCAUUGAGAGCUGAUUCAAAAUACUCGAAGAAGCCUCUCGCAUUUGUUUUUUGAAUUUUCUAUUACGUUGAAUUUCUCACACGUCGUAUCAAUUAAUUUUUUUUAGAAAAAUUUCUUGAUCAAUCCCUGGAGAAAGGAUACAAUGGUAGGAAGUUCAGCUCAAUGGGCCCAAGCUCAAGUGGGUCAAAGAAGUGAAGCUCAACCUCACUACAAAGAACUUGCAUCCCGUCAUUGAAGAUGAGACAGACAACUUGGUUAGCGAAGCUGAGAAAACCACUACUAUGAUCUUCAUCCAAAGACAUAUUCAUGAUGCCCUGCAAACCGAGUACCUUGCUGAGGAGGAUCCACGAGCACUAUGGGUCGCUAUGGCUGAUCAUUUUGAUCACCAAAAGGACAUUUUCUUGCUUGAAACAAGACAUGAUUGGCAGCAUUUGUGCUUCCAAGACUUUAAGUCUGUGAAUGAAUAUAAUUCUGAAGUUUGUAUUCGACCUUCUCUGCCAUUAAUAUUGCCAUGCAACAACAAUAUAGAGCUCAGAAGUUUAUCAAGUUUUUUUA
Messenger RNA from Malus domestica (apple), 5473 nucleotides. Lineage: Eukaryota; Viridiplantae; Streptophyta; Magnoliopsida; Rosales; Rosaceae. The record is from RefSeq and is a predicted model, not a curated record.